UCAUGAAAAACUAAUGUGCGUUUGUGUCGUCCCCGUAGCAGCACCAUUUUUCGCUUCACAUUGUGCAAGAAAAGAUUCUUUUAUUUCGCUAGCUAAAUUUGGGUGUAGGCCAAAAUUAUAGCAUUGUUUAACGGAUUGCUGGUAAGGAUCGUUCGACGGUAGUGUAAAACUGUGAUAAAAGCUUAUCAAGAAUGCCUAGAGGAAAAUACGUGAACCACAAGGGACGCAAUCGUCACUUCACCAGUCCCGAAGAACUCGAAGCGGAACGAGCAAAUGAAUCCAAGAAAAAAUGGAGAGACACCCGCGAGGAUUCUUCGGAGGAGGAGGACGAUGAAGAGGGAAGCGCUGAAGGCAGCGAAGAUUCCGAAGAGGAAUCUGAGGAAGAAGUCAAAGGGGCAGGAGCGCUGAUCGAAAUUGAGAAUCCCAAUCGGCAGACCAAGAAGGCUUUCGUGAAGGCCGCCAACGUGGAAGAGACUGACGCACCUCAGCUUUCUCGGCGGGAAAAGGAGCAGAUCGAGAAGCAGAAAGCUCACGCUGCCUACAUGAAACGACACGCCGAGGGGAAGACUUCCCAGGCAAAGGCUGACUUGGCUCGACUAGCCAUCAUCAAACAACAUCGGGCUGAAGCGGCAGCGCGCCGUGAAGCGGAGAAGAAAG
This is a messenger RNA of Aedes albopictus (Asian tiger mosquito), 657 nucleotides long. Its product is annotated as 28 kDa heat- and acid-stable phosphoprotein. Lineage: Eukaryota; Metazoa; Arthropoda; Insecta; Diptera; Culicidae. Gene Ontology annotation, molecular function: RNA binding. Gene Ontology annotation, cellular component: cytosol. The record is from RefSeq and is a predicted model, not a curated record.